GCAACUUGCUGCAAGCGUGAACACGCUCGUCACCCGCUGGCGGCAAAACAAGGAGCUGUCGAAGUGGUUCCGCGAUCUGCAGAAGGCCGCAAGCUCGGCGCCCAGGAAGCCAGCGUCGCCCGAAAAUGCGAAAGCGCGCGAAGAGGCGUUUGCGCGCGCGAAGGAGCGGAUUGAGCACGAACAAGUCGACGCAUUUUUUGGCGACUCCAAAGAAGAUGUUGGGACUUCGCAAGCCGGACAACACUUUUUGUUUCACAACGAAUCAGUGAGUGGUAUGGGCUCAGAACUUUCUGUUUCAAUGGGGUCACACAAUCAGCGCGCGAUGCACGGGCUCAGCAAUGGGAUCACACACGCAAAGCCUACACUCGCGGAGUUGCGCGGUCUGUCCGGUUCUAGCGAGUCGCCUGCUGCUGGAUCAUCGCCUUCUAGAAAAAGACGACGAAUGAGCAAAAGCGCCACCUCUAGCGGAACUGCAUUCAACCAGAAAUGCUCUGCGACUUCGAAAACCGGGGCGAGUGGCAGUAGUUAUGAAGUGCCAACAUGUCUCGGUCUGGGAGACUGCAAACCUGUAUUGCGCGUUUGGAAUAAACCAAUACUAAAUUAUCUGUCAGGCAUGAAGCCGAAAAUAACCGCCACGAACUUUGUCAUGCAAAAAUACGACUUCUUAUGGUAGUUUCUCAUUGUGCAAAAUCCCUCAAGAUGAAAUAAUGUGUCAUGCCCGACCAGGUAAUACAGAUGUCCGCUUCUCAUAUAUGGAGAGGCUAAAAACACUAUAAUAACUUCUUCCCAGACCCAGACGUAUUUGCAGUUGAUCGAACUUCGCCGAGGACACAAAUACCUGCAAAGCUGCCGCCCGUCACUGUCAAGGAGGAAUACCGGGGGCUGGCCGAAAUUCUUCAUCAGGAACUAGACGAAAGUCAAGACGCUGCGCUGCAAAUUCAACGACAGGAGGAAGAGAACACUUUGAGCAGUAGGCCAGAACUUCGCGCACAGUACCUGGAGGUCGCAAAAAAGGCUCUACUAGACUACGCUAACGAAAUGGACCGGGUAUGGGAGGAAGUCCGGCAAGAGUACGAGAGUAUCUUCGAUGUGAUUGCUCUGAAGUGUGGUCUGGUAUCCACCGCGGCGCGCUCGUCUUUAAUCGGGAUGUGGUGUGACGACCUUGAUUGCCUCCCGACGGCAGGCACAGAAGAGCAGCAGUUCUCCCUCUCUGUUCGUCAGCGAACCAGCAUUGGAGAGUUUUUGAUCGCAGCUCGCAACUUCCAGCGCUCGCGGCAGAUCCUGCGAAAAAUGCGGAAGGGAGAAUGGGAUGACCCGCUUCUGCAAGAACUGAAGGAGACGGGUUGGUCAGAUCUGGAGCAAUGGCCGGAAGUGCUCGCUUUUGAGGUGCAAAAUGACCUGCGUGUGCGGGCCUUGCAGGAGAGAAUCGCGGUGGAGUUUGUGACAGGCACGGAGAGCCGACUGCUUGAGUACUCCAUGGGACUAGGGAAAACCAGCGUCAUCAUGGCCGUUGUGCUUCUGCUCUCGUCGAGAAAGGGCACGGAAUGCCUACCGCGGGCUAUUGUUCUGGGUUCGCAGCUGGCGACGAACGCGAAGGACUGGCAGCAUAAACUCGGCGGAUGGCUUCGGAGGAGGUUGGUGCCUUAUCCGAUUCAAAUCAGCUCCCUUGUUCCCCAGGAAUAAAUAAAUGGCGCAGCAACACGCUGGCCCACCACGGUGCACAAUGUGCCCAAAAUAAAUCCCGUUAUGAUUUGCAUCAUCUUCGUCGGCGCAUGAGUUUUUGCGUUUACUUUAUCAAGGCGGAAUUAUACGAAAAAAAGAGUAUACUGUGGUUUUGGAAACAAAAGCGCAAAAAAUUUUUAUACCUGGCGUGGGGGCUGUUUUAAGGUCGAUAAGUCGCUAUUCUUCCGUAGAGACCACGAGCGCAGCGCAGACGAACUGGCUGAGCUCCUUUCCGACCUUCGAGAGCUGCGCACGCAGAAAGGCGUUUUGGUAAUGGCCCCAGCAGUAUCCGAGGCAGAAAGCAUACAACUGGGUAUAGCGAUCUUGAGUUGCCGUCUGUCUGACUUUGUCGGAAAAGCGCACACAUACGCUCAAAAGCAUGCACUCGCGUACACGCGCAAAAGCACACCAGACCGACAUGCAUCAGUGACAGGCGCUUUCGCGUCACGCGGUUGCACCUACAGUGGCUUUGCAGUGGCGCAGUGCUAUUUGUUUACCCAAAGGGAGCAGCAGGAGUUUUUGGUAUGAUUAGUUUUCUUCACCUACUGCUCCCUGGACUUUACGUUAGAGCGAGGUCGCUAUACCGGAGAGGCAUUUUUGUCGUGGAUAGUCCGACUGCAUGUCCCUGAAGAACAAGGUGAUCGAACUGGUCGCCGGGAUCGAAGAUGCUGAUGCUAGUCCUGGUGCACCCGUCGGGCAACAAAAGCAUCGCGGUGACGAGGCAACGUUGGCGGCACUGACCGAGAUUUUUUGCUUGCUGGAAGAUGAAACACGAGACUACCUAGACGAAAGCGACGAAAUUCUUGCACCCCGCACUCAGCUCAUGUACACGAUUGGGAAGCCGCGCACACUUGCCAAAGGUGAGGAGCGGUACUAUUACAAUGAAAAAUGCCCCCACCCCCGAACUUGAAAGCAUUUGUAUUGCAAAUCUUUCCAAAUGAAACAUUCGCCCUCUUGCGUGUAUCAGCAUCACAGAUUUCCGAUCGUGAAUAGCAAAAGUUUGUAUUGCAAAAGAUCCCAGCAAGAGCGGUGCUUGUCAUGCAAGCGAUGCGAAACACGACUAGAAUCUGCAUCAGAAAGAUUCUUACUCCUUUCAUGCAUGACAAAAAGCUUUCAUUUGGAAACUUCGCAUCACAAAUUGUUGCAAUUUCAGGGGUGGGGGGCAUUUUUCACUGUGAUAGGUACCGGGCCGCCAUGGACGUGUUGCGCUUUGCUUCGGAUAUCCCCCAGAAAAAGACCGACAGGUCAUAUUUGUAAUGCAAAAAUAAAUAGACAAAAAAAUCUGUAUUGCGUGCCCUAAACAGGAUGUUAUGGCCUCGCCCAUGACAGAUUUUCCUGUGUAUUUAUUUUUGCAUUACAAAUAUGACCUGUCGGUCUUUUUCUGUGGGAUAUCGGAACUCGGCAUCUCAUACCUGCAAGAUGAGAGGUUCGGCCCCGACGUCGUGCACGUGGACACCGCCGCGAACGAGGAGAUCAUUCGGAGGAAGAGCCAAACCAGCGCUUUUUUCUUGCCCUGGCGACUGCUCGAUCAUGCCAAACAGGACGAAUGCUACGAGCAGCUGAAGAAGGAUGUCGCCUCGCGGGUUUGUAAGGAUGAGAUUGCGCCAAGGUUCCGGUACCUCGAUGACGUCAACAGUCAAUACAUUUGCGAAGAUUUCAAGGCAGCCGUGCUGGAGAAAGAUCCCACGGAACACCUCGCCAGGCUACCAGAUGACGAGACGCGCGACCUGGCGCGGAUCUACUGCGGACUCCUUAGUCACGAAGUGCUGCGGACGGUAUUGGUCAAGCGUCACUGGGUCGAGUACGGGGCGCACCUUGGCCGGCCCUCGCAUCGUAUGGCGGUUCCUUUUGCAGCCAAGGGAAAGCCGGCGGAGCGGACGGAGUACGCCCAUCCGGACACCGGGAUUAUGUUGACUGUCGCGCACUACUACCACCGCGGACUCGAAGAGGACCAGCUGCGCGAGGUUUUCGAUGAUCUCCAGUGCCUACCUGACCACGAGGGCGCGCGGUACUACGACAAGUGGAUGGAGGUCCUGGGUGACCAUUUUUACAGCUACGCGCACGACCUCCAGCACCUGCACCAGAUCAACCUCGACGACCAGCUCUGCCUCCGCAAGGUCGUGAAGGUCUUCUCGAAAAGCAUGGCCGUCGUGGACUUCUUUCUGAGCAAGCGGGUUUUUCCCAAAGAGGCGCGCCAAUUUCCAAGAAGCAUUCGCGCAACGGCGGGCGACCUGGUAAAGGACCCGCAUGCGCCGGGGAGCAAGGGCGUCACUUUGGGUUUUGCGGGAACCGAUGAUCUCAAGGUAGUGGCGCCGCCAACCAUUGAGCAGCGCAACCUGCCGGGCUUGGCAACCAAAGGCCUCCAGCUUUUGCGGCUGCGACAAAAAGCAAACAGCCGCUGCGAGGAGCUCGCCACUGGGAAGGAUGUAACGGCCCAGGUGCUGCAACUUUUGGGCGGGGAAUUCCAGGCCUUCGACGUUUUGCUAGAUGGCGGCGCACUCAUCUUGGACCAGUCAAGCCGAGACUUUUGCGCUGCCUGGCUGAAACUGAGAGAAACAACUGGAGCGAAGGCCGCGGUCUUUUUCGACGAGAAGCACCAGCGCCGGGUGCUGUUCCGUAGCGGCAUAGAAAUGGCUUUCAGUGAGUCGCUACCAAUUGGAAAUAUGUUGUCACUGGUCUCUGUCUGGGAGAAAACAGAGAAGUGCGUUGUGCCAUAUCUUGCGUCUGUAGAGGACCUGCAAUGCACUUUUUCGCACCUUCUUGUCUACAUGGGAAAUGCAGUGUCCUGGCGAUCAAAGAUCGCCUGUCUUCUCUUGCUGAUAGGGCAACACAGACUUUUGCCCGUUCUUCCCAAGUCUGCAUCACAAGUUUGCAUCCGAAUGUUAAGCAUCAGAAGUUUGCGUCAUCCAUUAUUGAAGCAUCACCAGUUCGCAUCCAGCCAGACCCAGAGAUACCUAUUUGCAAUGCAUAGUCGCCUUAUGUGGCCAGCAUGAAGGGGUGCCUGUUGUACAUCAGCGACGAGAAUCUGCGGGGGUCCAACUUCGACGCGCUGCCCCCAAAUUGCAAGUGCGCUGUAACUUUGGGAAAGGGCAUGACGUUCGACAAGCUCCGCCAGACCUGCUUUCGCGCCCGCCAGGUCGGCCGCGGGCAGAUCGUGAACUUCAUCGCUGCGGCCGAAGUGGCGAAGCAGCUCGAUGCAGUCAAGAACGCAGACAAGGUGAAGAAGGAGGGCGACAUGGCUAAGCUUACACGAACGAUGAAAAGCCUCGACGAAAUGAUCGAGGACGAUGGCGAUGCGGAUGGCUCCCUGACCAAAAAACGCGACAACUGUCGACGCCAACUGGAGCAGUUGCGAAACGCGCCAGCUUCGGCUUCCAGUGCGGGCACCGUCGAGCAGGCGGACUUGGAUGUAAAGGACAUUGACGCAGUCUUGCAGUGGGCAAGGAAUUAUCAAAUGCAAAUCAUGUGUUCAGGCCUGGAAAAGUGGAACGCGUGGUGCUUCUCUGGCAUUCUGGAAAAUAUCUCUGGUCUAUUGGUCAUCAACAAAGGCAGAGCUUCUUUUGUCAUGCGAAGACGUAAUUUUUAGUGCGCGAAACGCAGGAGCAGUUAUUCUCAAUAAACCUUGUCGUACGUGUCUGCUCUUACAGGUGUUCUUUCCCUCAUCCAGAUGAAGUUUGCAUCACAAAAGUCCUGACUCUGGCGUAUUUGCAAUGCAUAGCAAGAACACGGUAGAAGAGUGUGGAAGGUUGAUGGGCCCGCUUGUCAGUCAAAGCGCACUGUGCAUCCGCAAGAGCAGACUUCUGCGAAACGCCAAGGCCGAGGCACAGGCGCAGGACAGUAAUUUAGCCAGCUUCCUUGAGCUCUACGCGGACGCGGGGGUGGAGACCGAAAAAGCGCUGCUGUCGGACCUGUACGGAAAUCCCCGGAACCCCGAGAAGCUUACCUUGUUAACGCAGAAACGGCUCCGCCACGAGAUACAGAACCAUGACCCGAUCGCCGAGAAGCUGCUUGACCGUGUCAACAAGGUCGCGCCGAAUUUGGCAAAACCCGGACACCGCGCGAACUGCAGCGACCAGCAUGAGCGAGAGCUCGAGCAGGAGCUCGAGGAGGAACGCGAUGUCGAGGAGUCUGCGUCAAUGCAGCCAACAGCGCCACAAGUCUCCAGCGGAUUAAGCGACCUGGCUGAGUGGCUGAAGCAGCCCGGCAACGCUGGAAAAAAGUACGGCGACUUCUCCCAGGUAAGUGCGUGGCUUUCUAUGGGCGUACUUUUCAGAAAUGAUGUGUGGCGGGCUCGUGCAUGACCAGAGCCUGCCGACCUCUGUUACUUCCAGAUUGAUAUACGUAGUUGUGUUUAUGGCUUUAUGCCUAGCUGCGCAAGAAGUGCCUGCUUGUUCAGCUGCUCCUACCUGCCAGCCAGCUUCCGAAAUCUCCACAAACCUACUUUCUACAUUUCAAGGACACUUUCAUUCUCCUACGAAAAAAUAUAGGUUGCUUUCGUCGACUUGCCCCGCACGCUGGGUCGAAGCACUUCGGAGAUCACCGUGCUCGCGACCCUUGACUUUGCGUGCACACUCGCGGCGCCGGGAUGCGAUCCGUUUGCGAAAGCAGCGAAGUAUCCAAGAAAAAAACUGUGUUAGUGUAAGAACUCUCUUUGUCUGACAGCAACACAAAUUUGCUCUACAUGACAGAGACAACCUGUCAUGUGUAACUUGUAUUAAGGGAAAACACAAGUGAAAAGAGGACUUCAUGGUUGUCUGGCAUGACAGGCGUAACUCUGUUGGAUGUUCUGCAUGACAGAGUUACACUUAUACAGUUUUUUUCUUGCAUACGAAGAUGCCGGAGUUCGUUCUCGAGAUCGACACGGACCCCGGGGGAAAGGUUGCACUGCUCGUGAGCAACUUCGAGGCGGAGCAGGUCUUUGGCUGGACCGGCGCCUUCGGACCGCUUCGGUUGUUCGCGCCGACCAACAAAGCAGAGCAGCGGCCGAGGACUCCGCGGGACUUGGCGCUGGAGAAGGACGGAGAGCGGCCAGAACUGGCGGCGCUGCAUCUCUUUGCCGGAAGUUUGUUCCCCGGCGCGAGCCUUCUCGAGUCGAUGCGCGAGCAGCUUACCGCGGUGCCCGACGGACCGGCGCAGCUGCGGCAUUUUCUGCAGGAGGUCCGCGGAUUGGCUGCGGAGUUACCCACUUCCACCGUCGGCGCCGAGUUCCUUCGCUUUCAGGUCGACCAGGACCACCCCCCGCUGCCGGGCGAAGCGGUGGAAGGCUGGGACACGCCGGCGCUGUUUGGCGGGGGGUAGGUAGCAGGCGACGGAGGUGCGUGGUCGGCCGGCGCCGAUGAAAAAAAGGGCGGGCGACUGGUGUCGACAAAAAAAGGGCGACGAAGUCACUACGAAAAGUAAAGAAAGAGAAAAGGAGAAAGUAGAACCGCGAAAACCUAGAAAAUUCAGAACAUCCUGCGAGAAUGUAGAAAAUGCGUCAAAACAUCUAUCAAUAGUGGCUCUUAACAUCAAAGUUUUUCAACUAUUUUAGUUCAAGUGACCCUCGAUUCAUAAAACAGGUAGUUUAUGGCAAUCUACCAUGACAACAAUAUUUUCAAACGAUCGCUUUUCUACUCCGAUAUCUAGAAAAGAAUCUACCCAUGACUUCUUUUGAGAAACCAGUAAUAUAGUAUCAAUCAACCAUGUUUUUCUAUCAUACAACCGUUUCUGCGGAAUAGGUACGAGAGGAAGCAAACAAAGAAUAAAGAAACAGCAAAAGCAUAAAAUGUGCCAGGAGCGAAGCCUCCAGACUCGGUUAGAAUUCUGUAGAAGCGAAGUGAUCCGGGUGGGUAACUGCCAUUUCUACUUUGCUUCGUCAGUCUUGCCUGUCCGAAAUGGCCUUCUGAUGUUUUAUACUCAGAAGAUACUCUCACAAAAUUUCAGGACUGCGAAAGCGAAAUACGAACGCUUUAACAUGAUUUUUACCUGUGCUAGAACAAUCAUCUUUUUUCUACUGCAAGAACAAGAUUGUAAUUCCUCAGUACACGGAAUUUAACUUUGUCACCUACACCUCACCAUGGGAUAAUCAUUGCGUCUAUCGCACAAGAAGAAGCUGAAGACUAUAAAGAAGAAAUACUCCUAUUAAUACUAUAAAGGAGAAUGCUCUUUUUCAUACGACGGUAUUACAGAUGAUGAAAGAUGACACUUAUUACACGUCAUCCACCCGAAACAACAAAACAACAAGAUACUCUUUUACAGAAAUCGUAGCGUAAACUCGUGAGAGCGACUUGCUCAUGGAAGGCUCCAGGAGACCACUGAGAGGAAAACAUAUCUCGAUGAAGACAUUGAUGCAGUUUUGCGGCGUGCCUGUCGCUGGCAUCAUGAAGAACCCAUUUUGUUACCGUGAUUUUCACAUCGGAGUCGCAAAAGGAAAACCGAACUGAUUUGUUUGUUUUGCCGUUGAGUUCUUUGGCUAGAGG
This is a messenger RNA of Amoebophrya sp. A120, 8180 nucleotides long. NCBI's taxonomy places the organism in Eukaryota, Dinophyceae, Syndiniales, Amoebophryaceae. The record is from the annotation of a GenBank genome assembly.